GAGUCCCAUGAGCUGCAACGUCGUGAGAUUACGUUUUACUAAAUGGCAUGGGCGCAGUUUAACCUUUGUGUUUUUGUGCAUGCAACCUUUAGAAGUGCUCCAAAAAGCAUAUGAUGUUUGGUCUUUUGGUGAUUAUUACGUUGGGACAGUGGGUGUUUUGCUUUGUUAUCGAGUUCAGAUCAAUACAUUAGUGAGAUAGUGAGGGCGCCUGCGGGGCUGGCUGAGAGACUGGUGGAGGAUUUGGGGAGACCUUGACGGAACUCGCGGGUGUGAAAUGAGCUCAGGACUUGCUUGGAGAGAGGCUGACACGCGGACUUCGUGAACCUCGACACGACUUGGCAGACACGCUCGCGCACGUGACACUAUUAUUUGCAUCCUGGGAAACGGGUGACGCGUGGAUCCACUUGAAGGGAAAAAAAAAACAUUGUCACACAGAGUGUGUGUCUGACACACGGACGUAUAGAGCGGGUCUUUUAUGGUGUAACGUUUGCGCAGCAGUGACACACGGGAGCCUAUUUUGUGCCACAAAGGAGGACAGACUUCAGAUCCACGCGUUGGAUCUCCACACCAUCUGACCCACACCACUGCUUGGAAGAAAAUAAGAGAGAAUGGGGCGUCCCGUGCCGGUGGGUGCCAGUGCGUAACGACCUUUUUCGCCCUCCUCGCUCCUGCAAUAAAGCGUGUUUGUUCAUCGGCGUCCUGCGAGCACAGCACCGUCGAUGCACGACAGGCUCGCCCCCAUUUCCUGUGGCCAUGCCUGCACAUUUGGAGCGGACGCGCGCGGCAGAAAAAGGCUCCGCCGGCGUCCCGAGCCGCAACGGUUACGCGCAAGCACGUGUCGUCCCACUGAGCCGCGACGCACAGCGCGCGUCGUCGUGGGUGAGGCUGGCGUGGACCCGCGCGCGGACUUGCAUCGGAGUGGGCUGCGCGGCGUGUGCGCUCGUGCUGGCCGCGCUGCUGAGGUGCGCACAGUGGAACUGUGAGCUGUGCGCACUCCCGCAGCUGCAGUCGUGCAGUCACUCGCUCGCGGGCUGCCUCGCCGAACUGCUGCUCGCUUGCUGGGCUGCCCUCUCGCCCUUCCUCAGCCUCCUGUGUGCCUUCUUCUGGCUCGGCGUCUACCUGAUUCGCUGCGGCGUGCUGCUCCCAACCGCCCUCUCGCUCCUCACCGCGUUCCACCUGGCGGAAGCGGCGGCGUGGAGCCUCCUGGACGGCCCGCAUGAAGUAGCCGCUGCGCUGGUGCUCGCGUGCGCGGCCGGCGGCGCACUGAUGCUAGCGCGCCUGGACCGGGGCACGUCCGUGGUCGUGGUCGUCAGCGUCGUGCGCGCCGUCUCCCUCUUGUCGCUGCACAAGCUUCGUCCCGCUUGGAGGCCGUACGUGGCGUACCUGCUGGGGGUCGUGGGCAUCCUCCUGGCGAGGUAUGCUGACAGGCUCCUCGCCGGCCAAGGGACACUCGAGGAGGGCUGCACCCCCGUGACUGGAGCCAAGGGAGACGUCCCCGCAUUUAAAAGGCGCAGGAGGUCCAGUUCGGUGAUAUCCACAGACAUGGCACAUAGUCAGUCCAACAGCAAGUCACAUCGCAGGACCUCUCUGCCAUGCAUCCAGAGGGACCAGAUACUCGCCCGCUCAGACUGGGAACACAAAAGAGGCUCCCGAGGAUCGCAGUCAUCAGGCACCAGUGUCAUGGUGGACAUCGCAGUGAUGGGAGAAGCGCAUGGACUGAUCACAGACCUGCUGGCUGACCCCUCUCUGCCCUCCAACACCUGCACCUCACUCCGGGCUGUCAGCAGCCUGCUCACCACCCAGCUCACCUUCCAGCCCUUGCACCGGCCACGCCCCGCUCCCCUGCUUAACCCCUGCGAUGCCUACGUCUACUCUGACUCCGAGGAGGGACCCGAGAAGGGAGAGAAGACGUCCAUCCAUAAGCGUCUGAGGCGGAGUCUCCACCCGGGUCUCCUGAGGAGGAUCUCCUCCACGUGGACCACCACCACCUCCGCCACAGGCCUGCCCACAAUCGAGCCAGGACCCGUGCGAAGGGACCGCAGCACCAGCAUCAAACCCUACCACGAAACACUCACGUGCAGUUGUGGAAGACCAUACAUCAGACUGAGCCACGGGGAGGGCUCAAUAGACAAGGGAGACAGGAUACCACGCUCAGUAACAGCAGAGGAUCAAGUGGUCGUGUCAUCAGACUAUGACAGCACCCACGAAGCCAACCACAGUGACAGCAGUGAUGUAGCACACACGGAGGAGGACACAGAAGAAGGAAAAAACCCCUCCCAGAAUGUCAUUCUCCACCCGCUAAUACCUCCUGAGGACAAACCCAUUCUGGCCCCAGAGCCGCUAUUAAUGGAAGAUUUAGAGCCGAUGAUGGGUCAGCUCAACAAUUGGAACUUUCCUAUCUUCGCCUUGAUGGAGAAGACUAACGGCAAAUGUGGACGAAUCCUAAGUCAGGUCUCUUACAGGCUUUUUGAGGACACUGGUUUGUUUCAGACCUUCAAGAUUCCGAUCCAAGAAUUCAUGAACUACUUCCAUGCCCUUGAGAAUGGUUACAGAGACAUCCCAUAUCACAAUCGGGUGCACGCCACAGAUGUGCUCCAUGCAGUCUGGUACCUCACCACACAACCGGUUCCGGGCCUACCCAACUUCAUUGCUGACCACAGCUCUGCUAGUGACUCAGACUCCGACAGUGGAAUAACUCACAGUCAUAUGGGCUUCCUGGUGUCAAAGACAUACACUGUGUCAGAGAACGGUUAUGGCUGCUUGUCUGGCCUCAUACCGGCUCUGGAGCUUAUGGCUCUCUACGUGGCUGCUGCCAUGCACGACUACGACCACCCCGGGCGGACCAACGCUUUCCUCGUGGCUACCAGCGCCCCACAGGCGGUGCUCUACAAUGACCGUUCGGUUCUGGAAAACCACCACGCUGCCUCAGCCUGGAACCUCUUGUUGUCCCGACCGGAGUUCAACUUCCUCGUCAACUUGGACCACAGGGAGUUCAAGCGAUUCCGUUUCCUGGUCAUUGAGGCCAUACUGGCCACAGAUUUGAAGAAGCACUUUGAUUUUCUUGCAGAGUUUAAUGCAAAGGUGGGGGAUGAUCCAUCAUCAGGCAUCGAUUGGUCCAAUGAGAAUGACAGGUUGCUGGUCUGCCAGAUGUGCAUAAAGCUGGCUGACAUCAACGGGCCACUAAAGUGUAAGGACCUCCAUCUACAGUGGACAGAGGGCAUUGUCAAUGAGUUCUAUGAACAGGGUGAUGAAGAGGCCAAUCUGGGUCUCCCCAUCAGCCCCUUCAUGGACCGAGCCGCACCGCAGUUGGCCAAACUCCAAGAGUCAUUCAUCACGCACAUCGUGGGACCCUUGUGCAAUUCUUACGACUCGGCUUGCCUCAUGCCGGGACGAUGGGUGGAACCUAAGACGGACGCCGAGGAGCCUGAAAGCACAGAGAACGAGGAGGAGGAGGAGGAAGACACGGCAGAGGAAGACACAUCCACCGGCUCGGAGUCAUCACAGAAAGCAGCAAAGAAGAGGAGGAAAGUGUUCUGUCAGAUCACCCAUCACCUGCUGGAGAACCACGAGAUGUGGAAGAAAGUGAUCGCAGAGGACGACCAGAAGCAGGGCCAAGGAGCAGAGGCGGUCCACGUGAACAGUGUAACGGAGGCCAUUUUGGCGACUCAUGAGGAGGAAGAAGAGCCCGGCAGCAGAGAGGAGCUGGUUGAAGGCGAGGAUCCCGAGGAAGGCAUAGAGGAGCCCGAGUGGCCUGCGUCGCCGCAGGAAGUGGAGGAAGAUCCACAGUGAACGUGACUUCCAUCCUCUGUCAGGAUUAAGACAAGUGUUUCUCCUUUUUUUUCUUAUCCUAUUUACUGAAUCCAUUUUUUUUCUUUUUUUGCCAGCACAUCACUUUAGACACAACACUGUAGAUUGGGAAAUGUGUGCCUAAGAAUAAAAUAAAACAGGGUGGGAAAUUUUGUGCUUUACACGUUUUAUCUAAAUAUUUGAGUUCACCAAACAUUUUAAAGGAGCUUUCCGUCUUGCAAUACGAGAUUAUGCAUGUCCUUUGGAAUACAGACUCUUUUCUUACUGUCAAGAGAAGAGGCAGACUGGCUACACAGACCUCAACCGCGUGUGCUAACACGGGAUCGAUGAAAUUUGCUGCCAAUUUAUACAGGAUUAUUUUCUGAAUGCGUCCGUCCCAGUUGUACUUGUGCUUCAAUUUCAGCAGGAGUUUUUGUGAGUGGGGGUCACGAAUGGGCCAUAAUAUGUUGACGGCGUCUAAAAGAAGUCAAAUCAAAUGAGGAACAUUGUUGUAACCGUCAUUCCUUCAACCUCGGCCGUCAUGAAUCACUCGCACAAUAAAUAUUUAUAAAGGUCAUACUUUACAUUUUAUGUAUUGUGUAGCCAUUUAUGUUUUAAGUGCAGAUCCUUUAUCCUCAUCACACUCUGUAAACUUGUCUCCACAUGAACGAUUCCCCUGCCUGAAAACAUGAAUAACAUUCUCCUCGGCGUUGGGAGUUCUAUAAAGGAUCAAAAACGGGAAGUGUUUUUCUGGACAGAUUUGCACAGUCACGAGACACCAAACUAAGUGAAACAUUCUGAAUGCAUUUGUAAUAUCUUAGGGAAUGAUGAGAUGAGAUUGAGAGACUAUAAAGGUAAUAUUUCAUCAAUGGCCUUUUUUUUUUUCCUUUUCCAUUAUUUCUUUAUGGCUCCGAAAUCUGUAUUCUCUCUGUGUAAUCAAUUCCUCCAUAUGUGAACCUUUAACCCUCAGGAAACCUUCAACUGUUGAGAUUCAAAAAAAAAAAAAAAAAAAAACUCUUCUAUUGACAGUAACAGCGUGCUACGACAUUAUUGCAAGCUACUUUAAAUGAUGUCCAUAAACACACAAUGAAGCACAGGAAGUAUGAAAUCAGGGAGCAAAGUUAAGAAUAACUACACACAUCAACCGGACGAGUCUGGAUUGAAAAAAAAAUAUGUACUGUCGGUUCACUCUUCAGGAAAUCGCAUCUCCCCCCCCCCCCAAAAAAAAAAACUUUGGGUGAUUUGUGCUGAAAUGCAAGUUAAGUUAGUCUUGAGAAGUAUGAUUCCCUUUUUUGAGGAGUAACCACAGACACUCAUGACUGCUCUCAUACACUGUCAGAAAAAGAAGGUGCUGAAUUUGUACCUUUAUGGGUCCAAUGGCUUGUCAGUACUGCAGUACCCACAAGGGUACACCUAUGUAACCCUUAAACGGGGUACAUAGUCGGACCCUUACAAUUCGUACUGUUAGAACACAAAUAAUACAAAGCAUAAGGUACAUAUUUGUAUCCUUUGUAGACAAAUGUGGACCUUCGGGUGCAUAUUUGCCCACAAGCAGUACUAUCUUGGUCAGGGAUGGGCAACCAAAAAAAUUGCUUCACCUACCACACGGAAUUGCGCUUAAGUUGUAAUGUUGUAACGCCAUUCACCACAAAAUAGGAGACAUCACAUCAGCACUUUAACCAUCAUCUCCAUUAGAGAAGAUGAAUGUUGAUAUGUUGUCAGCCAUGAUAGAUUUUGUGGCAUUUUGUUAAUUAAGACUAUUUCAACACGGUGGUUCAGCCGAACUCACCGGGACAUUACUUUUGUGCACUCAACUCAGGCACGUUACAAACAUGUAUGCCGAGCACCUGUUUGUACCCUCACAUUGUUUAAAAAAAAAAAGGUACCGAAAUGGUCCCUUUGCCAGUUUUGGACCAUUUCAGUACCUUUUCUAACCAAAAUAAUACAUACUUGUGCUCUGGGGUUCGGGUGUGAACACUGUAGUGUACAUCACAAAAAGUUGUACCUUGAACAAAAACAGAUCACAACAGUUCAUUUUUUUGUCUGACAGUGUAUGAGUACAAUGCAAUUUCCAAUCACAAAUAAAAUUACAUUUAAAAAAUGAAUAUAUUUACAAUAAAUUCAUCAGAAAUUACACGGGCACUAAUGCAUACAACUCUGUAAAUGAAAAAUAAACAUGGUGACAAAACUGAUUUCAAGCUGAAAAUGUCCCACUUUGUCAGGUUGAGAAGGAAAACAAACUUGAAAAUGGAGUUGAAUCUGCGUCAUGAAGUAAAUGGUCUAAUGAUGAGAGAAAUUUAAUGUGUCGCUGCACAGAACCAUUAGCAAGACUUAAAUCUGGGAUGCCAUGUACGAUUGUUCCUUCACGUUCAUAUCGGCAGGCAUAUUGCUGCCUUCUUUCCAUUUCGUUGUAUGGGUGCCUCCACUGCGAAGGAGGCUGCGGGAUUCGAGAAGGGAUUUGACUGCCUUGUGAAUGUAUAUUAUAUGGAACUUAAGGACGGUUCAUUUCGACGCGUACAUGUCCAAUCCUGUCCUGUUUUUGAUGCGGCUGUACGGCAAACCAGUGAACUUAGUAAAUGUUGGUAAGGUGAUGCAUUCAGUUACUUCCUCUGAGUUAACUCAGAUGAGAUAGUUGCUCUCCAAAGAUCCUGUGUACAUACAGUAUUUCUCCUUGUGCUUCCACUUUGACCUAGAAACUGCUUUGUAGCCAUGUUCAGUGGCAACGAUUGACGUUUUAACAUUUAAUCACAUAUUUGUCACAUCGCAAAGACCAUUAAACUAAUUUGGGUUGGAGGACAGCACAUUUAA
Molecule: messenger RNA, 6594 nt
Organism: Hippocampus comes (tiger tail seahorse)
Lineage: Eukaryota; Metazoa; Chordata; Actinopteri; Syngnathiformes; Syngnathidae
Product: cGMP-inhibited 3',5'-cyclic phosphodiesterase A
Exons: 14
Coding region: 754-3789 (1011 amino acids)
Biological process (GO): signal transduction
Molecular function (GO): 3',5'-cyclic-nucleotide phosphodiesterase activity
Source: RefSeq, a predicted model, not a curated record